This is a messenger RNA of Hevea brasiliensis (rubber tree), 1673 nucleotides long. RefSeq names its product probable RNA-binding protein ARP1. NCBI's taxonomy places the organism in Eukaryota, Viridiplantae, Streptophyta, Magnoliopsida, Malpighiales, Euphorbiaceae. The record is from RefSeq and is a predicted model, not a curated record. Bases 258 to 1136 code for a protein of 292 amino acids. The transcript has 5 exons. Gene Ontology annotation, molecular function: RNA binding.
AUGGGCGCCAGAACAGAACCUGAGAUAGUGUACAUGUUAGUAUGCAUACGUGUAUACAUACGAGUACGUGAGAUCACGUUAGAUGAUGGCCUUAAGUACAAGUCCAUGAUCUGUCUGCCUCUCUGUCUCUCUGUUUUCUCCAUAUUUUUUUAUUCUCUCUGCUUCUCCUUAUAUCUCCCUCGCUCUCCUUCCCCUCCAAAACCUCUCUCUCCUCCUCUUCUCUACCACCUCCGAUUCAUGUCAAGUGUAUAAGAAGAAUGACGAUGAGCAGCAAUAUUGGGCCUUUUGGAGACACCACACAGACCAAAGUGUUCGUUGGAGGUUUGGCAUGGGAGACGCCUAAGGAGGCCAUGAAAGAACAUUUUGACAAGUAUGGUGAAAUCUUGGAGGCUGUUAUUAUCUCUGAUAAGGUCACCGGCAGAUCCAAGGGCUAUGGAUUUGUGACGUUUAAGGAUGCUGAAGCAGCAAAGAAGGCUUGCGAGGACGCUGCUCCCAUCAUCAAUGGCCGCCGAGCCAACUGUAAUCUGGCUUCGCUCGGCGCACGCCGCCAGAGGUCCCCUGCUCCGGCUACUCUUCAGCAAGGAUCCAAAGUUGGACCGAGGUCCACAUCAUCAGCACCAGCAAAUCAAAUGCAGUGGUAUUAUCCUGCCGGUUCACCUGCAUCCCCAUUUCAUCAUCAGCACCAUCAGGCCUUUCCCUUUUAUGGGUACGCCCCAACUUAUGUUGCUACUGAUAUCAGUUACAAUCAUAAGCUAAGCUACACAAGCGGGUCCUACAUGAACGGUCAUUUCUCUCAGGUGUACCCGGGGCAGCCUAUUAUGGGUGCCAAUGCAGUGAUGCCAAUGUACCCGCUUUACCACUUCCAUCAGUCGCAAACAAUGGGGCUUCCUGCCCAUACCUUCCCAGUUCCCCCCAACAACAGUGUCGCCACAGUCCCCAACAUCAUGUCCAAACCUCCUCCAUCAAUAGCUCCUAGGCCAGGUAAUAUAUUUAUAAUCUAUUCAAUAUUGUACUGUAUAAAUGAUGAUGAUUGUACAAUAGCUUUUGUGUGGCGGCAACACAUGGGAACAUAUGCCCAACCCCAACAUAAACCUGGACAAUGUGAACAAGAAUCAUUGUGUCAAGCCCCUUUGUGAUUGAGCUGGGUCUGUUGCCAACUGGCACCUUAGAAACCAACGUGAAUAAAAAGACCAAAAUGCCCUUAUUCACUCUGAACCAUGAUAUACUCUCUCCAUUAAAUAUAUGAAUUUGAUAUUUGUAUCUUUAAGUUUAAGCGUACAGUGAAUGGUUUGAUCAAUGUUGGCUUUAUGUAUGGUUUGUUUCAUUCAUUGUCUCUGCCAGCUUGUGUGUUUCUAUUCAGUGCCAGCUUGUGUUUUUCAGUGGACUCUAACAAUAACUUAGUUUAAUGAUCAUUACUAAAUAUUAUUGAUUAAGUGAGUUCUCAUAGUGAACUGAUAUUACAGAGACAGUUUGCAUGGCUGUUGAAUAGGUACAGUUGGCCAAGGGGAAAGCUUUAAAAAGGUUGGGUAAGGGCAAUGGCAAUGGCAAUAGCAAUAACAAAAGAAGAGUAUGGCAGGCAAGGCAGCUGCUGCAGAACAACAUUAUUAUCUCUUCUGUUGUGGCUUUUCUUUCCUGUUUAUUAUUUUUUUUAUAUAAAUUAUUUAUUAUUAUGA